AGUGGUUCGGUUCAGCCCAUCUCCUGCUCGUGUCCCCGUUCACAAACUUCACUAGUGUUUUUCCUGCAGGAGCGGAAGUGGCUGUAUACGUCACUGCGUCAGGUUAAAUGUGUCUGCUUUUUUCUCUUUCGGUUCUCUCAUUAUCAUUCUUUCAUAUUGGCCCUUUUAAAAUAGUAAUAUUUAUAUUUUUGUCCUGUUCUUUACUAGAAUCAGGAUAUUGAUGUGUCAUAAGGAAAUCCUUCUUUGGCUGGUUUUGAAUAUAUAAGUGAUGAUUGAAAGUUUGAAGACAAACUUGAUCAGAAGAGAAAGAUGGAAGCUCUGAACAUCCUUCUCUGUCUGCUUCUAACUGCCUUUCAGGCAAAAAACACUGUGGCAUGGUAUUGGACAACAGAUUACUGGCUGUAUUCCACAGAUGAUCCUUCAUCAACAACUGGCGAGACAGCUACAACAGAUUUCCCCUCCUGCAGGUAUAGCUGUGGAAACAACUUCGGCAGCUGCUCAUGUGACUACUACUGUCAUUAUUAUGGCAACUGUUGCCAUGACUACGAUAGCUACUGCUCUACAACAACUGACUGGCCAACUACAACAGAUUUCUCCUCCUGCAGGUAUAGUUGUGGAUACAACUUCGGCAGCUGCUCAUGUGACUACUACUGUCAUUAUUAUGGCAAUUGUUGCCAUGACUACGAUAGCUACUGCUCUACAACAACUGACUGGCCAACUACAACAGAUUUCCCCUCCUGCAGGUAUAGCUGUGGAUACAACUUCGGUAGCUGCUCAUGUGACUUCGACUGUCAUUACUAUGGCAACUGUUGCCCUGACUAUGACAGCCACUGCUUAACACCAACAACAACUUUAGAGCCAGAUACAACAGGAACAGCAUCCUCCUGCAUGUACAACUGUGGACACUAUGUUGGCAUCUGCUCAUGCACGUCUUACUGUCAUUAUUAUGGGGACUGUUGCCAUGACUAUGACAACCACUGCUCAUCAACAAGUGAAAGUCCAGUAACAGAAACAACAGAAGCAGAAACAUCAGCAGGUCACUCCUGCAUGUAUAACUGUGGAUACCAUAUCGGCAGCUGCUCAUGCACCCACGACUGUCAGUACCAUGGCAACUGUUGCUAUGACUUUCACUGGUAUUGCCCAUCAUACACAACAGAUCUUCACCCUCAGUGUGGAGGACACCUGUAUAGUUCUGGGUUGUUUUCCAGUCCAAACUACCCAAACUAUUACCAUGACAAUGCCUACUGUGUGUGGUAUCUCUCUGCUCAGCAAGGACAGAGGAUCUUCCUGACAUUUGCUGAUGUGCAACUGGAGCGCUGCUGUAACUGUGACUACAUCUCAGUAUACGACGGCUCUUCCACUGGUCAUCCACAGCUGGGAAAAGUCUGCUUCAAUGACACCACACACCAGGUGUUUCACUCUUCUUCACGAUACUUGACUGUUGUCUUCAGGAGUGACUACUCUGGUGUCAGCCAUGGUUUCAAGGCCCUUUUCUCAAGCUCUCUCACUGAAGAUCAAGGUCGUGUGGAUUGUUCCUCAGACAACAUGGUCAUUGUCAUUCAGAGGUCUUACCUGAACUCACUCGGGUUGAGUGCAAAUGACCUUUAUGUGGACAACCAUCUUUGCAGACCCUCCAUCAGCAGUACUGAGGUUGUGUUCAGCUUCCCUAUUGAUGCAUGUGGGACCACCAAAAAGAUAAUGAAUGGUUAUGUGUCCUACACCAACAAUGUGCGGGCCUCUCAGUCUCAAUCGGGCGAAAUCACUCGUCAAUCACAGUUCCUGCUACGCGUGGGCUGCCGAAUGGAGCCGGACACCAUGGUGCAGAUAUUCUACAAGGCCGGGGAGAUCGGCAAUGCCAACAUCACAGGAACGGGUCGCUUCAAUGCCAGCAUUGCCUUCUACACCUCCAGCAGUUUCUACCAACAAAUUUAUGACUCUACAUAUGAGGUGAACCUGAAUCAGUUUUUGUAUGUUCAGGUCAAGCUAAACAGGCCUGAUAACAGUCUGGAUCUCUUCCUGGACACCUGUGUAGCGUCUCCAAAUCCAGAUGACUUCAAAGAUCGCUCCUAUGACCUCCUGCGUAACGGAUGUGCCAGAGACAACACAUAUUAUUCCUACACCAGCGGUCAUCACUACUACGCUCGGUUCAGAUUCCAGGCUUUCAAGUUCCUCCGGACUCACGCCUAUGUGUACCUGCAGUGUAAGGUGAUCAUCUGCCCUGAUAACGAUUACAACUCACGCUGCCGCCAAGGUUGCCGCUACCGUCGCAAGAGAUCCCUUGACAGCACCUACCACACCAAUACUGUGACGCUGGGGCCAAUCAAACUCAAAGGUCUAAGGCAUGGUGUGAAGGAUUCCGAGAAGUCAAAGGAAUGACCUGGAAUGGAAGGAAUGAAGUGAUCAUCUUCUCAAUCAUCACCUUAAUCAUUACUCUUAAUCAGUCUUUAUUAACCACCCAGCAAAUUAAUCAAAGCACAAAUUGUAUUUCUGCAAUUCAAUAAAACAUUUCUAAACAGCAGUUUUCAUCAUUAGUGUCUGCAGUUGUGUUUAUAUUGCCUUUCUGUAAUGAAUCAACAUAAUGC
This is a messenger RNA of Onychostoma macrolepis, 2582 nucleotides long. RefSeq names its product CUB and zona pellucida-like domain-containing protein 1. The coding region runs from base 310 to 2376 and encodes 688 amino acids. The transcript is spliced from 21 exons. Lineage: Eukaryota; Metazoa; Chordata; Actinopteri; Cypriniformes; Cyprinidae. Gene Ontology annotation, cellular component: cell surface. The record is from RefSeq and is a predicted model, not a curated record.